AUGAAUAUUUUGCGCUGUACGUUGUGGGCGAAAUAUUUGUUUCCUGUCGAAGAGCAGCAUACUUCUUUAGCUUUCCAGACAAAGCUACAUAAUGAGCACAGAAUGUUAUGUGAAAAACAUUUUAAUGAUGAUGAUUUCACUGAUGCUUCCAAGAAAAAGCUGCUUAGGACUGCCGUCCCUUGUGAUCCUGAGCUGUACAAGACAGGAAAAGAAACAUUUUCCCCUAAGACAACUGUAGUUGAGGAAAAAGUAGUGGCCUUGUUGACUCCACAACUUGAACCAUUACCUAAUGAUUUUGACUCAUCAGCACCAUAUUACACCAUAGAUAUUGUUGAAACACAGGAGUUAAACAAUACGCAAGAUUCUUCUCAAGAAGUAUUGGGUGCAAAAGAAGAUUCUGUGGAUCAACCUCAACCGGUGGAAGUUUGUAAAAGAAGAAUUUCCCCUAUUCUGUUAUCAGAUAGUACACCAAGAAAAAAGAUUUGUGUAACUGAACCAAAAAAGAAAUAUAUAAAUAAUAUCAGUGCUUCAAUAAUAAAAGGAAAAAACGAGAAGCAAAUAAAUGAAGAUGCUAUCACAACUAAAAAAUUAGAAAUAUUGGAGAUUCAACUUCAACAUGAACGUAUGAAAUUAGAAAAAACAAAAAUUUUACUAGAUCUUGAUAUUGAGUUAAAGAGGAAUCUUUUAGAAAAUUCAAAAAUGGACUUGGAAUUAAAAAAGAGGAAUUUUAAUUUAUAA
Messenger RNA from Parnassius apollo (apollo), 738 nucleotides. Lineage: Eukaryota; Metazoa; Arthropoda; Insecta; Lepidoptera; Papilionidae. The record is from the annotation of a GenBank genome assembly.